Lolium perenne is the source of this 2178-nucleotide messenger RNA. RefSeq lists its product as uncharacterized. The record is from RefSeq and is a predicted model, not a curated record. NCBI's taxonomy places the organism in Eukaryota, Viridiplantae, Streptophyta, Magnoliopsida, Poales, Poaceae. Gene Ontology annotation, molecular function: protein binding.
UGGUCAGCACUCAGUCCCGCACCACAACUCGAAUCCAACUCUCACACAACCACGGCCGGCAGAGAAGCUCCGACCACCGCAUACACCUACCCAGCGCCCAGCGGCGACCACCGCAUCCUCCGAGCCCGGCGGGGGAUCUCCUCGCUGGCGCGCCUCCACCCCCAACGAAACCAGCUCCCAUAGGCAUGGAGAGAAGGGACCCAACCGGCGGCCUGAAACCCUAACCCGAGCGGUCUGUGACAUCCCCGACGCGGCCGCCGCCGUCGCACCUCGUCCGGCCGCGGUACGACCUCCGCGCCGCCCCCAAGAUCCCCCCGCAGCAGCGAGCUCUUCCCUGAAGCCCGGCCUCCCCGACGGCUCUGCGUGUUCUUGCCUUGCGACGCCCCCUCUCCUCCAUCGCUGACGGAGACUUCACACCCUCUCCUCCAUCGCUGACGGAGACUUCACAGAACUGCAAGGACUACGCAUAUGAUUGUCAGACUAGUUUAUUUGAUGUGGACAGAGUGAGAUCGGAACUUGCAAGAAAUGCGAGUGGCAGCCCCUGUUAUUUCCAACGUUUCCAUCCAUGGACAUCUCUGCUGACUGAACUGAUCUUUCAAAGACUCCUGUGGUUGUUGUUUUAUGUGCUGUGAAGUCCAUUUUGGAUAUAGCUCAGACACACCAUUACAUGGCUUGUUGCGGCAACUCGUGAGGAUCAAGAGUUUGUUGUGGUAGCUGGGGAGCUGAUCCAGUUUGUUUCAACUGCCGAAUGUAACUGGAAAUCUACCUACUUCUGGCACCAGGAUCAAGGCUGCAGCCAAAUCAAAGAGACCAUUCGCAUCUGCCCCCAAAUCCCGCCAUGCUCCGUGCUCGCGAACCUUGCUCUCCAUGGUCUGACGGCCUCCCACCUGAGCUUCUCGACACCAUCCUCCGCUAUCUCACCUGCCUCGCUGACCGUGUCUACUUCGCUGCUGUCUGUCGUGUUUGGCGCUCUGCGGCGCAGGUCCAUAAAUCCCCGCAGUGCCAUCUCCCUUUGCUCCUUCUCCCAUCCCCUGCUGCACCCUCCUUCUUAAGCCUCCACUCUGGGGCUAUCCGCCGCCUACACCUCUCGGAGAGCGUUUGUGCCGCGCGCCUAUGCGGCUCCCAUGAGGGUGGUUGGGUCGUCCUCGCCUCGGACCAGUGGCGAGGGUACGCAGCGGUGAACCUCUGCUCUGGCGCCAUGGUUCCUCUCCCUGACAGGCUCAGGAUACCCAGCGCGCGUGGCAGGAUCGACACCACGUGCGAGCACCAUAUGGUCAUCCGCACUGUCACCUUUUCUGGCACGCCGUCAGCGGAGGGCUGCCUUGCUGCGGCGCACGUCUCCAGUGCUUCCAAUAUAGCGUUCUGGCGGAUGGGGAUGGAACGAUACUGGCUUGCAUCCAGGCGCGAUGUGGUGGACGUGAUCCAGGACAUAAUCUAUUACAAGGAAGGUUUCCAUGUCCUCUCCAGCACAGAGGAUGUUGUGGUGUACGCUCCCAAGGGUGACCUUCUGGGGAUGUCUCAUAUCUCCUAUCUGAUACAGAAGCGCACUGACUACAAGCCUGAUAGGCUCCUGCCCAAGGGUCACAGCGUGUCCCGCUAUCUGGUGGAGUCCCGUGGAAAGCUGCUAAUGGUCCUGCGGCUCUUUGGGCCCAAGCAGCAACAGCACUUCAGGAUCUUUGAGAUGAACCCUAGUGGCGGUGGGGGCACUUACUGGGUGGAGCUGCACGCGCUUCCUGGUCGGGCGCUCUUACUUGGCCGAGGGUGCUCCAGGGCCUUUGAGGUGUCUCAGUUUGACACGCUCCCGGUGGGUAACAUCUAUUACCUGGACGAUGCAAGCUUCAACCUAUCCUUGGCGUGGAGCAACGGGAGUAGGUAUCCCACCACUUUCAUGGGCGUGUACGACUUUCACAAAACACACAAUGCGAUGAGGCACUUUCCGCGUGAAUCUACUUCAGAGUGCUCUCUUCCAAUCUGGUUUAUACCCUGAAUCAAUAUACAGUUUUGGGGCGGAUUUGGCAAGUCUGGCAUUAUUUGGAGUAUGUUAAAUGAUGCCAGUCGCUGUAUUUUCAUUCAGAAUAAGAAAGUACUGUAACAAAUGUAUGGCAUGUUGGAAACAUCAAUCGAUUAUGUAUUGUGUCACCAGAACAUUGUUAGGAGUAUGUUUAAUCCUUUCUGGCA